Messenger RNA from Larimichthys crocea (large yellow croaker), 2933 nucleotides. RefSeq lists its product as uncharacterized. The transcript is spliced from 2 exons. NCBI's taxonomy places the organism in Eukaryota, Metazoa, Chordata, Actinopteri, Sciaenidae. Gene Ontology annotation, biological process: DNA replication. The record is from RefSeq and is a predicted model, not a curated record. The coding region runs from base 1140 to 2933 and encodes 597 amino acids. Gene Ontology annotation, molecular function: DNA binding; DNA-directed DNA polymerase activity; nucleotide binding.
UUUUUAAAUUUCCCCCCAAUGUCACGACCCGGUUCGGAAUGUCUCGCGGACCGGUACCGGGUCGCGACCCGGUGGUUGGGGACCGCUGUAUUAGAUGGUGAUGCAGGAGGCACUCCUCCAUCAACGAGUCAUCCUCGUGCGAACCAGGACGACGCAGCCACCCUACUUACACAGGAGAUUCUGCCAGCACUACAAGUGGAGCAUCGGGUAACUCGCAAAAACUAAAAAAAAGUUUUUAAAAAAGAGCCCGGGCCUUCAGUUUCUCCUCUCGGGAGUCCUGUGUCAGAGCUACCUAGGCCAAAAAAACCCUACACCCGUCAUCAAGUUGUGGAACAAAGGAGCUGUGGGGCCCAAACCCUGGAGCCGGAAGUGCAGCCUGACAGCAGAGACACAACGAGGGAAGCACGGAGCUGUGGGACCCAAACCUUGGAGCCGGAAGUGCAGGCUGACAGCAGAGACACAGCAAGGGAAGGAGUCGACUCACACCCACUGACUGCGGACGAUCGUGAGAGACUGCAAAUGUUUCAUUUUCAUUUCAUUAGGAAAAAGUCCUAAAAGUGUGGUGUGACAUUUAAAAUAAACUAAAAAAUGGAUGAAGAAAACUUUUUUUGAGUCUUUUGGUCUGUCUGAUUUCGAGUUUAUGGUUGAGCAAUUGAAUCAAAUAGCCGUUGCUAAUGUAGGUGAACCGUCAUCAUUGACUGCUAAUAACUAUUUCCAACCAUUAGAUGACGCUCUGCUGCGUCUAAAUCAAAAUCGAUGUUCCUCCGAUGUUGAAAAUUAUUUCCAUCCUUUAGAACUGGCACUCCAUUAGAUUGACCAGACCCCAUCCUCCUCCUCCUCAUCCCCUUCCCCUCCCCCUCCUCCUGCUCACAGCCAAAUGAAAACCAAGUUCCCCCUCCUUCUCCUCCUCCUACCCCACCUGCUCCUUCAUUUCAAUCGGCUUCAUUUCAAACUCCUAAUUUAGAGGAAGUCCAUGUCCAGCAUGGUGGAGGAAACAUGAGGGGUCAGGCUGAUUCACCCCCCAGGCCGUCCACCUCCUCCAACAUGGCAACUGGCUCAACAAUCUGGAGCUGAGACGAGUGUUCACCGUUCCCCCUGCCAGAAACAUACCGGAUCUUGCACAGUUUUAUGACGAUGUGAUGUUGAUUCUUAGAGAAAUGGCUGGCACUGUCAGAGCACAGGUUGGGCGUAAUGAUGUAAUACAGCUAGAGCUGAUUGGUGAGAAUGUUCAGAAUCAUGUCUCUGUGGUUGUUGAGGAUGAACAUGGUGAUGCUAUCUUACCUGCUUUUGAGGGCUUGCUGGAACGGUUGGUUCAAUCUAACGCAGAGAUAGCAUCAUAUGCUAGGUUAGAAUUAGUGGUUCAGGUUGUGCAUGAUCCCAGAGGCGGUGUUAAACGCAAACUGGACAAAACUUUAGACUGUGAAAUAAUACGAAUUAAAAGACAACAUCUGUACAUUAGGGACAACAGGCAUGAUCACCUCUGCUUUGCCAUCAACUUGGCCCAUGUAAAUGAUCCUCUAGUCACAGAUAAUCAGGCCUUAGAACAAGGGAGAGAGUUUCAGAGACUUGCUGGUCUGAGCUAUCAGACCCCCGUCACCUUUACUGACGUGUGCAAAUUUGAAAAAAUUCUGAACUGCAAAAUUGUUAUUUUUUACAGAAGUCCAGAUCAGCAGCCGCUCUCUCAAUUUGAGACAGCUUUCUCCGAUAGAUCAAAUCCUCUGUUUCUCUUUUUGUUCCAGAACCAUUAUUACGGUAUAAAAAAUCUGAAAGCCUUUCUCGGGGUUCCGUACGUCUGUCAUUACUGCUACAAAAGCUACAUGAAGCCCUACGCCCACCAAUGCAAAGGUCACUGCUCUGUGUGUAACAACCCUGAUUGCACUAAGCAGGAGCUCAAACCCGUAGCAUGCAGCAACUGCAACAGGACGUGUCGUAUGGCUCUAUGUUUUGACAGGCUCAAGGAGCCUAGAGAAAGACCUUUGGGUGAAACACAUAGCAGUAUAUGCGAUACAAUCAAAAGAUGUCAACAGAACGUGCACAAACCUUUUCUUGUCUGCACCAAAACACUGAGUGGCAUGCGGUGGAUGUCUUAUGGUUUGAACUGUGUCAGGGACUUUCUCUUGCAUUUCAGGAGGCCCGCGUACCUGAACAGUGUGUUUGUAGCUCACAAUGCUAAAUGUUUUGACAGCUAUUUGAUCCUCAACACCAUGAUAGAGAUGGGAAUGCAACCUUCUCUCAUCAUGCAGGGCAGUAAAAUUCUCUGUUACCAAGACCCUGAUUUUAAUUUAAAAUUCAUCGACUCUCUGUCUUUCCUCACCAUGUGUCUCAGUGCCAUGCCCAAGGCGUUGGGUUUCUCUGAUCUCAAGGGUAAUUUCUCUCAUGGUUUCAGUUCAGAGAAGAAUUUGCAGUAUAUCGGAGCUUAUCCUCCACCGCAUUAUUUUGGCGUGAAACAUAUGACUCCCGCUCAGCAGCAAGAGUUUUACGGCUGGUACAGAGAGGUGAGUCAGGGUACGUUUGACUUUGAGAAGGAAGCUCGGCUGUACUGUGAAAAUGAUGUUGACAUUCUUGCCAAGGGCUGCGUCCUGUUCAGAAAUCAGUUCCUCACUGACACGGGCGUGCAUCAAGGUGCGUGCAUCAAGGUGUUUCUCACAAAAUUCCUCCCAUCCAAAACCCUGGCCAUACCUUCGCCAGAUAACUACAGGUGCCAGACCAAAAGCUACUCCCACGCCUCCAUUCAGUGGUUGGAGUGGGUAGCACGCAGCAAUAAUGUUUUUAUCCAGCAUGCAUUAAACAAAGGGGAGAAACAGGUAGGACCGUACUUUGUUGACGGUUUUGCCAAAAUAGAUGGUGUUGCUUAUGCUUGGGAGUUUCUGGGGUGCUUUUACCACGGUUGCCCAUCUUGUUUUAACCCCCACGACACUUGCCCUCUGAGGUGA